GUUGGUUCAUAGUUUACACGACUUGCAAGGGAAGAAAAGAUUCGUUCGGCCAAUUGAAUCCGUACACGUCUCCAUGGAAUGCACACAUUCACCCGAUUUCUGGAUUCCAUCUCUGUAUCUGCAUCACUCAAAUUGCUCCUUUUUAUCUCUCUUCCAGUCUGCAGAUAUUGCCUUUUAUUUCCUUGUCAAAGAAAGUUUUUUGGCUGCUUCUUUAUCUGAUCUCCAUCCUUUUUGCAUAUGCUCCUUUUAUGUUAUUUUUUUCGUUGAAUCGUGUUGUGGCUAGAACUUGAAGUUGGGAAUUGAUUAGUCUUCUAGAUAUGUCUUAAUUAACAAAAUGUUAGUGGUAUGAAUAACUCAUCCAAGUUGAAUUUUCCAUUUGUGGGUCUCGAGUUUGGCCUAAAUUACAGCUUGUCUUUCUAGUUUGGUAUUUUUUGUUUUUUGGUCUAUUUAUUCACGUGGGUUUCCGUUCAAGGUUGAGAUCUUGGGGUGCGGCGUAAGACCCCAUAUUAUUUAUAAAUGAUCCAGGGAUUGGUCAUUUGGUGAUUCUUGUCGAGUCUUGUGCGAUAUCCAAUAGGUUCUUUCUUCUUGGAUAAGUGAAAGGAGGGGAAAAGUUACUUGCACUAUACGUAUUCUCUGUCCUGUUUUACCACAAAAGAUAAACGCUUUCUGUUGAGAAAUGAAUUCGGUGUGACAUCAGAAACACUUGGGGUAUAUCUCCUGUGAAGCAUGAAUUCUCCAACAGGAAUCUAGAAAUAACGCUUGUCUAUUUGUCUAUAGGUUUGGUCCAAAAGGAAGAGAGCUGUCCUUGAGGGUGCAACCGUUUUUCUUUUCUAGCACAGAAACCGGUCUACGGUCCAAUAAUCUCUGGAAUUGUAUUAAUUCAGAGAUUUUCCAUGGAUUCCAUCUCCUAAUGCCAUGAAGAGGAGAGAAGUUUCUGAGUUUAAGGAGUUAUGGAGACAGGUACAAGCAACAACAGCACAAGCAGCAGCAGAUACGAGACCUAUGAGGCAAUCAAGCAUGGGUCGUGGUUUAUCCAGUUUCGCAACGGCUGCAAUCCCUGGAUGGCUAGAUAUGUAUAUGGUCUGAUAUUUCUCAUUGCAAAUCUGCUAGCUUGGGUUGUCCGUGAUUAUGGUCAAGGUGCCAUGACAGAAAUGAGAAAAUUCAAGAAUUGUAAAGGCGGGCGAAACUGCUUAGGGGCUGAGGGAGUCCUACGUGUGAGCUUGGGAUGUUUUAUGUUCUAUUUUAUUAUGUUUCUUUCAACUGUCGGUACCAAAAAGAUGCAUUCAUCAAGAGAUAGAUGGCAUUCCGGGUGGUGGUCCGCAAAGCUUGUAAUGUGGUUUGGCUUAACCAUCAUCCCCUUCUUGAUGCCUUCUUCAAUUAUUCAGCUAUAUGGGGAGAUUGCACAUUUUGGUGCUGGUGUCUUUCUUCUGAUACAGCUAAUAAGCGUCAUCAGUUUCAUCUGUUGGCUCAAUGAAUGCUGCCAAAAUAAAAAAGAUGCAGAAAGAUGCCAUGUACAUGUGAUGCUACUAGCAACUACUGCAUACAUUAUGUGUAUCGUAGGAGUAAUCUUGAUGUACAUUUGGUAUGCCCCUGAUCCAUCCUGCCUUCUCAAUAUAUUCUUCAUCACGUGGACGUUGUUCCUCAUCCAACUCAUGACAAGCAUCUCUCUCCAUCCCAAGGUGAAUUCUGGAUACUUGACUCCAGCAUUAAUGGGGCUCUAUAUUGUGUUUAUCUGCUGGUGUGCCAUUCGAAGUGAGCCAGCAGGAGAAAGUUGCAACAGGAAAGCAGAAGCUUCGAGGAGAACAGACUGGCUUACUAUCAUAAGCUUUGUGGUGGCGCUAGUAGCAAUGGUUAUCGCGACUUUUUCCACGGGAAUAGACUCCCAAUGUUUCCAGUUCUGCAGGAAUGAGGAUGAUAACCAAGAAGAAGAAACUCUUCCAUAUGGCUAUGGAUUCUUCCAUUUCGUCUUCGCCACGGGAGCGAUGUACUUCGCUAUGCUACUCAUUGGAUGGAACACUCAUCAUCCCAUGAAAAAGUGGACGAUCGAUGUGGGAUGGACGAGCACUUGGGUAAGGAUUGUGAACGAAUGGCUUGCGGUUUGUGUGUACAUUUGGAUGCUGGUUGCUCCAAUUGUGCUGAAGAGUAGACAAACAACACGAGGGGCAUGACAGAUGCUGUUUUUUUUUGCCUUUGGUUUGAUCUGAAAUGUCCCCAUUAACAGAGAAAAGAGUUUUCAACCCUCGAAGGAGCUCCGACUAAAACAAAAAGGAGAAGCUCCGGACGGUGACGUCACAUGUUCGUGUUCAUGGGUUGGUUUUGUCUGAUGUCUGAUUUGUUAAAUCAAGAUAUCAAAUACAUGCCAAAAUUACUUGGUUGACGUUUGGAAGGUUAAAAGAGCCGUUGGAAGACUUGCUAAAUCAAAGGAAUGCAAUCUGAUAUCAUAAUAUUGAAUCAGUUGCAUAAUUAACUCAAAUUGAAUAUGAAAGCUCCACUUAACUUAUUAUCCUAAUUCUCUUCUACUCAUAUAUUCCUUUUAUGUUUUCUAUGUGUUUGUUAUUUAAAUAUGUAUGUAAUCUAUUACAAAUGAAUAAGAAACGUAGGAGAUGUAUUCUCCAUUUUCAUU
Molecule: messenger RNA, 2623 nt
Organism: Tarenaya hassleriana
Lineage: Eukaryota; Viridiplantae; Streptophyta; Magnoliopsida; Brassicales; Cleomaceae
Product: probable serine incorporator
Exons: 13
Coding region: 951-2168 (405 amino acids)
Cellular component (GO): membrane
Source: RefSeq, a predicted model, not a curated record